Messenger RNA from Yarrowia lipolytica CLIB122, 1794 nucleotides. RefSeq lists its product as uncharacterized. Gene Ontology annotation, cellular component: extracellular region; fungal-type cell wall. The record is from RefSeq and is a predicted model, not a curated record. Gene Ontology annotation, biological process: proteolysis; fungal-type cell wall organization. Gene Ontology annotation, molecular function: aspartic-type endopeptidase activity. Lineage: Eukaryota; Fungi; Ascomycota; Dipodascomycetes; Dipodascales.
AUGAAACCGCUGCUGCUGCUGCUGCUGCCGCUGUUGGUAGCGGCCUCGGUCCAUUUCGAUAUGAGUGUGCGCCAACCCAACGCCUGGGACCUGGGAGAGGUCUGGGAACCCCAGGCGGUGGACCCAGAUAUGUACUUUCCGGAUUCCGAGGAGGACUUUUUAGACGACUACAAUGUGACACGGGCGGUGUCCUCGCCGCAACGACAGCUGAAAAAACGUGUGGUGACAGACGAAGGGUCCGUGACGGUAUUUGACUACUACGUCGGUAUCAAACUGCAUGCUCCAGGAGCCGGUGGUCACGCUCUGGAGGUGCCUGUUCUCAUAUCGGAACCACACACCUGGUUCUUUGGCAGCGAAAAUGGAAACAACUCUCAAAGCCUGGUGUACAACGGAACCGCCGGACGAAAUCUGACUGAUGUAUUUGGUCAUCAGAUGAUAAGCGACAAUGUGGACGACUGGACGCUGUUUGCAGACUACUGGACAGACGAGGUGACAUUUGGACCCGAAAUCGGACCCAAGGACUUUGUGUUUGGACGAAGUACGCCCAUGAACCCCGCUAUGCACCCUGGACUUGGCCUGGGCCCUGCACACACUGAAAGUAUCAUGAUAAACGGCUCAGAAUUCUCAACCUCAUUUUUGAGUGGUCUCAUGAACGGAGGGUACAUUGAGAGAAGACAGUUCUCCAUGUAUCUGGGAGGUAAUUCCACGAAAUCAAAGCCCAACAUCAUUUUCGGGGGAGUGGACGCCAACAUGGUGCGUGGAAAUUGGAGCACGUUUCCCAUUUUGCAUGAAGCCAAUGCAACGUCACGCUCACAGGAGAGAUUUUUCAUUGCCAUGACAGGUCUGUCUCUCACGCGCCAGGAUAAUACAGUCGACAGUGUCGGCAUGUCAGGUGACGCUGCUGUUCUGCUUGAUCCACAGUUCGCAUUGUCUUACAUUCCCGGCGACGCUAUGGUGAACCUGGCUGUCAUGUUGGGAGCUGUAUUUUUCGACGGAUUGGGGGGAUGGAUUUGUGACUGUCGACUGCGAGAUGUCGGCGCAUUCAUUAACAUUCAGCUGAGUAACAUCACCUUCUCCAUGUCUGUAUACGAUGUGCUGAUGCCGCUCACAGACGGGUUUGGUAAGGCUGUGAAUUUUACAGGGGGAGGAGAGGCUUGUGCAGUCACGUUUUCAACGUCGGAAUUCACAGGAUAUAAUGUUCUGGGAUUCAACUUUCUCCAGAACCUAUACACCUCAUUUGAUGUGGACUCCAAGGAGGUGUCUAUUGCAAAACUCAGAAAGGGAGCUCUGCAGUCUCCUUCGUACGAGCCAAACAUUAUUCCACUGAGAGGACCUCUCGCCAGGCAUAUGAAUGCCACUACCAUCAUCCAGCCUGACAUUGAAUACACUUACGGCAUCCCACAAUUCAACACCACAAAAUACCCCACAGCCGGAGGAGAUCGAAUGACACGAGUAGUGUUAUCGGACCCCACAGGAGUUGUUACAUACGAAGGAAUCACUGUUCCAGGUAGUUCAGGCAGCCAGAGCAGGAUUCCGUUGGACUCAGAGCCAUUCACGAUCCAGGUCAGUGCCUCCCCGACAUCUUCAAAGCCUGGAGCCCUGAUCCAGUUGUAUGGAACGCCGAUUUCGGGUUCUCAGACUAUUUUCAAAGACGCUCCAGCCACUGGAGUCAGUACUUCCAGACCACCUCAAAUCCCUCCAACAGGGAUGGGAGCUCCUCGGUCUGCAGGAGAGCGGGUAGCAUUGGGUAUGGGGGUGAUGUCGCUGGCUCUAGGCCUUGCGGUAUGCAUGUAA